Molecule: messenger RNA, 1269 nt
Organism: Trichoderma citrinoviride
Lineage: Eukaryota; Fungi; Ascomycota; Sordariomycetes; Hypocreales; Hypocreaceae
Exons: 1
Coding region: 192-1256 (354 amino acids)
Source: RefSeq, a predicted model, not a curated record
GCAGAUACACUUGUUCUUAAUAGCAGAACGAACCAUUGCAACGCCCGUCAAAUCCCCAUCCGCCAUCUCAAUAACGCCGCACCCAUUCACUAACGCCCCUUUCAAGAGUCCAACGACCGACUCACAGUAACUCGCAAGACCACCACAACCUACACCUCCUUGCAUCCAUUGCAAAAAGCGCUGAGGAAUACAUGUUCUUCGACCCUUCUUCAGAACACAAUGGCGUUCACAGAACCAAAGCGCACGUCGCCUCCCGUAUUGAACAGCAUCUCUGUGCAUCUGUUUGCAAAUCAAACCGACUUUAUAAGACGCACGGGCAUGCCGGCCAAAGGCACCAGCCUUACCAUCAAGUCUAUUUGCACCCUCACCCAAGUUCAUCUAUGAAUGAAAUCAGACUGGUGCUGCCGAUAGAAAGGAUGUGCGAACAAAUCAUCAAAUACGACUGCGGCCACAUGUGUCGUCGCAUGAUCCCCAGCAUCCAACGAGAGCCCAAGCACCACCAUUCACUCACUUGCUUCUCUGCCCUCUCCCUCCAUUCCUACGGACCAGAGCGCCAUGAGACACCAAAGUUCGAGCGGCGCGCUACUCUCUGCCCAAAGUGCGAAGCAAAGGGUGAAGACGGCGAAGUAUAUGUCAACGGUACCAGGCGGGCAAGCGCUCCCCAGGUCGGGACAAGGCAGGAAUCCAAGUUGGUGCGGCAGGGCGAGAAGACCACGGCCACCAAGGUGAGUGCCGGCAUCGGCCGUUCAGUAUCAAAUCCUGUGAGACCUCCUCUUCCCCGUCUGAGGCGAGUUCGAGAUACGGGCAACAGCUCACUGCGCAACGAGUAUCAUCGUCUCGAGCCACUUCUUGACCCACGUCCUGCGCCACGCCCCGAACCACGAACUGCAUCACGUCCUGAAUCUCACCCUGGGCCACAUCCUGCAUCUCGUCUCGAAACACUCCGAAAUCCUGGUUUUGAGGCUCGCCGCGGUCGAAAACACCGCCCAGAGGACAUAGUCACCCAAGAUGUCGACUUGGACUGGUUUGCGGCCUCCAUGGUUCCGCUAUGUGAGAGGUCUCCAACAAGCCCUACCAGCUUCACAGGUCUGCUGGAGUACAAUCAGCGCAACCACAAUAUGUCGACCCUAUCGCUUGGUAGGCUCAGCCGAUCAACUUCGGUACUGAAGAUGCUCCAAAAGGGUCUCCAAAGACAGCCCUCGAUGGAAUCAUUUGUCUGCGCAUCAGCAAAAGAGGUGGAAAGAGGCGAAGAAUGAGAAUUGAGUUUUG